Phyllotreta striolata is the source of this 2403-nucleotide messenger RNA. NCBI's taxonomy places the organism in Eukaryota, Metazoa, Arthropoda, Insecta, Coleoptera, Chrysomelidae. The record is from the annotation of a GenBank genome assembly.
AUAAUUUUUAAUUUUUAAAUAAUGGUCAGUAUAAAUAAAUCUUUUUUUUAUGGAAUAAUAGUAGCUUCAAUUACGUGGUUAGUGUCUGUUUUCUUUUAUUUACAUUUAGUUAGAAAUCAAAAUGUAAAUACAAAUCCCUCUACCACUAAAUUAGAAUAUAUUGAUAAAUUACAAGACUCAACAGAUGAUUUGGAAAAUGUAGGUCUUAUAAGGAGCCCAAACGAUCAAAAAAUUAAAGAAGAGGGUUACAAAAUCCAUGCAUACAAUACCCUCGUUAGUGAUAGAUUAAGUUUAAAUAGAAUCAUUCCAGACACUAGAAAUGCUCUAUGCAAGAACAAAACUUAUUCCGAUAAUUUACCUAAAACAAGUGUUAUUAUUUGUUUCUACAAUGAACAUUAUCAUACCUUACUAAGAACAAUACAUUCCAUUAUUAAUAGAACCCCUAGUAAAUUAUUAGAAGAAAUAAUACUCAUAGAUGACGAAAGCGAUAUAGAAUAUUUACACAGUAACAUAAGUGACUAUAUUCUUAAAGAAAAACUAAACCAAGUCAAAUUAUAUAAGACUGAGAGACGAGAGGGUCUUAUAAGAGCUAGGAUAUUUGGGGCUAGGAAGGCUUCAGGUCAGGUUCUACUAUUUUUGGAUAGUCACAUAGAAGUCAAUAAUGGUUGGAUUGAACCAUUGUUAGAGAGGAUUAAAGAGAAACAAUCAAAUGUUGUGAUGCCAAUUAUAGAUAUAAUUAAUCCUGACACUUUCAAAUACUCAUCCAGUCCUUUGGUUAGAGGAGGUUUUAACUGGGGUCUGCAUUUUAAAUGGGAUAAUUUACCUACAGGUACAUUGAAUACUCGGGAAGAUUUCGUCAAGCCAAUCAAAUCACCCACUAUGGCCGGAGGUUUAUUUGCAAUAGAUAAAAAGUAUUUUAUAGAUAUCGGUGAAUAUGACGCAGGAAUGAAUAUAUGGGGAGGAGAAAAUAUUGAAAUUUCAUUUAGAAUUUGGAUGUGCGGUGGGUCCUUGGAACUCAUUCCUUGCAGUAGAGUGGGGCAUAUAUUCAGGCAUCGUAGACCCUACGGUUCCCCUGAUGGUAAAGAUACCAUGUUGUUUAAUUCAUUAAGAGUCGCUCACGUUUGGAUGGACAGUUACAAGGAUUUCUUUUUGAGGCAACGUUCUGACGCUCAAAACGUCGAUUACGGCGAUAUUUCCUCUCGUUUACAACUUCGCAAAGAAUUGAAAUGUCACGAUUUCGAUUGGUAUUUGAAGAACGUUUAUCCAGAAUUACCGUUCCCCUCGGAAGAUAAGGAACGUUUGAAGAAGAAAUGGUCGGCUGUGGAAAAAGAUAAAUACCAACCGUGGCAUUUAAGGAAGCGUAAUUACGUAGAUCAAUUCGCUAUUAGGUUAACUAACAGCGAUUUGUGCGUGACGAGUCAGAAAGAUAUUAGAACUAAAGGAAGUGGAUUGCUCUUGAAAAAGUGUACGAGCAGUAAGAAUCAAGUUUGGUAUGAGACCGAUAAGAAUGAGCUGGUUUUGAGUCAAUUACUUUGCCUUCAAUCCGGUAAAACCAAACCGAUAUUAUACAAGUGUCACGAGAUGGGCGGUGAUCAGGAAUGGAAACAUAAAGGAGGAAGUGGAACUGCUAUUUACAAUUUAGCGGCUGGUACAUGUUUGGCAGCUGAGAACAAACUGGUUAAUGCUUCAGUGACUAUGAAAAUUUGCUCAAAUCCUGAACUUGCUACAUGGGAUUUAGUGGGUUAAUGCAGGUAAUUUCAAUGCUCAAGGUAAAAAGUAUUAUUGUGUUUUUUUGGUGAUGUAAGUCUAUCUUAAUUUUAGGCCUUACAUUUUUUAUCGAAUUUACUUUAAUUUUAUUUAUCAUUAAUUUUAUUAACUUAUAUUUGAGUGUCUUCCGCAAGACUAUGCCUACAUUUUUUAAUUGUAGGAUCAGUAAUUCAUUGUUUAAAAUUUUGGUCCAGAUCCAAAUACUUUUAAUACUAAUAUCUAAAUACAUAUUGCAAAUUUUAAUCCUAUGAUUAAGGAUGACAAAAAAAUCAAAUUUCGAAUUUUAAACGUAAGAAUAUACGUAAUUAUAAAUGUAGGUUGUAGUAGUAGCUAAAUUUUAUUACUUUUGAUUACUUUUUUAUUGUUUAUUUGUGCUAUUUUAUACUUGUUAUAUACUUUUCUUUUACUCUUUUGGUAAGAUAUGCUACGGAUGUGAUUUAUAGAGAAGUCCAUUUCUCUUUUGCUCUCUGAAAAAUAUUUACAAUUUUAUUGCAAUAAAAAUAAAUUGGAAUAUUUCUUUACAAUCAUAUAUUUUGGAGUAUGUUGUUACAAUUGUACUCAAAUUAUUAUUUACUCAAACACACAUUUAUACAUUCAAAAACUCAUUUAGUGGUAAAAUUAUAUGUAUAAAAAUUU